GCCGUGACGCGGUAGGGAGGAAACGCCGGCGCCCGGCCGCGCCGCCGGGAAGGAGGAACCUCCAGCGCGCUGGGCUCCGCGCCCGGGCGCCCGGGGACGCCGCGCAGCCCGGUUCCACAAUGGAGUUUGAACAUUACAUCAAGAGGUUUCAUAUUUUGGAUUAGCUCAUUGCAUUUGCCUUCUUCUGAGGGCUUUGAAACUUCAGAUCUAGUUUCUGUGUCCUUCAAAACAUUAAAUGCAGAGCGAUUGUACCAUGGACUGCAAGGAGAGCUGCCCAAGCGUAAGCAUCCCCAGCUCUGAUGAACACAGAGAGAAAAAGAAGAGGUUCACGGUUUAUAAAGUUCUAGUCUCUGUGGGCAGAAGCGAGUGGUUUGUCUUCAGGAGAUAUGCAGAGUUUGACAAACUUUACAAUACUUUGAAGAAACAGUUUCCUGCGAUGGCUCUGAAGAUCCCUGCCAAGAGAAUAUUCGGUGAUAAUUUUGACCCGGAUUUUAUUAAACAAAGAAAAGCGGGGCUGAAUGAAUUCAUUCAGAACUUGGUCAGGUAUCCAGAGCUUUACAACCAUGCAGAUGUCAGAGCAUUCCUUCAGAUGGACAGCCCCAGACAUCAGUCAGAUCCAUCUGAAGACGAGGAUGAAAGAAGCGCUCCGAAGCCACAUUCUACCUCACAGAACAUCAACCUGGGACCAACUGGAAAUCCUCAUGCUAAACCAACUGACUUUGAUUUUUUAAAAGUUAUUGGAAAGGGCAGCUUUGGCAAGGUUCUUCUUGCAAAACGGAAACUGGAUGGAAAGUUUUAUGCUGUCAAGGUGUUACAGAAAAAAAUAGUUCUCAACCGAAAAGAGCAAAAACAUAUUAUGGCUGAACGCAAUGUGCUCUUGAAAAAUGUGAAACAUCCGUUUUUGGUUGGAUUGCACUAUUCUUUCCAAACAACUGAAAAGCUUUAUUUUGUUCUGGAUUUUGUUAAUGGAGGGGAGCUGUUCUUCCACUUGCAAAGAGAGCGGUCUUUCCCUGAACACAGAGCGAGGUUCUAUGCUGCUGAGAUCGCCAGUGCCUUGGGUUACCUGCACUCCAUCAAAAUAGUGUACAGAGACUUGAAGCCAGAAAAUAUUCUCUUGGAUUCAAUGGGACAUGUUGUCUUAACAGAUUUUGGGCUUUGCAAAGAAGGAAUUGCUAUUUCUGAUACCACCACAACCUUUUGUGGGACACCAGAGUACCUUGCACCUGAAGUGAUCAGGAAACAGCCCUAUGACAACACUGUGGACUGGUGGUGCCUGGGCGCUGUUCUCUAUGAGAUGCUGUACGGACUGCCUCCUUUUUACUGCCGAGAUGUUGCUGAAAUGUAUGAUAAUAUUCUUCAUAAGCCCCUAAACCUGAGGCCGGGAGUGAGCCUCACGGCAUGGUCCAUUCUGGAAGAACUACUAGAAAAAAACAGGCAGAAUCGACUUGGUGCCAAAGAAGACUUUCUUGAAAUCCAGAAUCAUCCUUUUUUUGAAUCACUCAGCUGGACUGACCUCGUACAAAAAAAGAUCCCGCCACCAUUUAAUCCUAAUGUGGCCGGACCGGAUGAUAUCAGGAACUUUGACACAGUCUUCACGGAAGAAGCUGUUCCCUAUUCUGUGUGCAUGUCUUCCGACUAUUCUAUAGUGAAUGCCAGUGUUCUGGAGGCAGAUGAUGCAUUUCUUGGUUUUUCUUACGCCCCUCCUUCAGAAGACUUAUUUUUGUGAACAGUUUGAUGUUCAGAAACCAUUGGGCAAAUUCAAGCCUGCGGAGGAGACAGAAACACUGAUUUGUGUGAAUAUAUUCAACUAUGUAUAACAGUGCCUCAUUUUUACAUGUAAUGUUGAAAACUAUGAAAUACGUAUUUUCUGCUGUAAGCAAGAAAUAGGGCAUUUCAAAAGAGCUGAGUUUUGGACUGAAAUUUGUAUUCUUGUUUAUUAAGCUUAUUUUUAAACAAAAAUUUAAAGCUAUUAUUCUUAGCAUUAACCUAUUUUUAAAGAUAAUUUUUUGCUAUUGACUGUUUUUCCCUGUUAAGUUUACACUAACACACCCAAGAUAGACUGUUUUUAAUAGUCUGUUACAGUUAAGAUAAGAUGCAUUAAUAUCUUUAUAAUUCUAUGACUUUUAUCAUAGCAGAACUAUGCAAAUGGUACAUGGUGGUUUAAGAUGAACCCCUAUCUUCCCGUGAUAAGUUACUAUUUGAAAUUUGCUUCUUGGUAGGAGUCAAAUGCAAAGGCAGGUUAAACACCCUGGCUGCUCAUGGACAUUAACAGCUAGUUACUCACUUGCAGCCCGUAGAAGGAAACAAAAAGAAACCCUUUGCUUUUGAAAUACUCAGUUCUCAUUCAUGCACCAUUUUUCCUCUCAAGGAAAAGAAAAUAGCUAAUGGCUAGAAGUGUUCAAAACUCCCGAGGAACUGAGAAUUAAUAAAAAGCCUCCAGAUGUCUUUUAGUGGUGCCAAAAAUCAAUGUCUCUGUCGUAUAUUUAUAUUAUAAAUGUUUUCUAUUUAUGUUUCUUUUGACUCUGAAGGUUUAAUAGACCGUUGAGUGGGUCUAAACCUUGGUGUCUGUUUUUGCAAAUAGCUAUUUCAAAACUGCCUUCAUAAUCAAUCAAGUUUUUAAAAUGACAGGAAGAAAAAGUAGCUUCCUAUAAUGUUUACCUAAUUAUGAAUUAAAAAAUAAAAAAGCAAAUCUGGGUCAGUGUAAAUAUGUCACCUGCUGCACUGUAACAAAAGGUAACAGUAAUUUAACAGAUGCAUGUUCAGUAUUCCUUUGGUAGUGACAGGGACUGACCAUAAAAUACAUGUCAACUAACAUCUACAUCUCUAAUGGUAAAAGAUGUUAGGUAAAGAGAAGCCAUUUAAAAGGGGGUGCUUAGCUUGGGACCUCAGUUCUGGAGGACAGAUUUUUCAAGUCCUUCAGAGAACAGUAUCAUGAACUGUUCUACGAACAAACUUCCUUUUGUGUGUUGUCUUGACAAAGAUGACAGAAAUAUUUCUCACCAAUACCCUUUGGCAGAACGGGGAUAGGCAGUACUUGACAGGAGGUAUUUAUAUGCAGGACACUGGACAUCCCUUACAGGUGAAAUGUUCCCUCUUUACUGUACAUAUUUGAUUUGGGGCACUUCUGUAAGCUCUACUUUAAUACAGUUUUUUGUUGAUUAUGAAUCAAGACAAAAAUUGUACAUGUAUGAUUUUUUAUUCAGAUAUCCUUUAAUUAAAUUGCCAAAAAUUAAA
Messenger RNA from Mesocricetus auratus (golden hamster), 3234 nucleotides. RefSeq names its product serine/threonine-protein kinase Sgk3. The record is from RefSeq and is a predicted model, not a curated record. Gene Ontology annotation, molecular function: ATP binding; protein serine/threonine kinase activity; phosphatidylinositol binding. Lineage: Eukaryota; Metazoa; Chordata; Mammalia; Rodentia; Cricetidae. The coding region runs from base 236 to 1726 and encodes 496 amino acids. Gene Ontology annotation, biological process: protein phosphorylation. The transcript is spliced from 17 exons.